AUGUCUAGUUAUUCGUUGCGAGACUAUCUGACCCGUGAAAACCCAUGUCUCGAUAAUGAGAAUUCUCUCGGCGGCCUCCCGACCCGAGCAGAGGAAAAGCUAAUAUCUGAGGUAGUGAACUGGGCAGAUUUCAAUAUUGAAACUCUGGAGAGCUGCUAUGGAGAUGUUCUAAAUAGACAUUGGGCAGAGCCGCUGCCUGACAUCUCUCCUGACCUUACUCAGCUCGAGCGCGAAAUAUUCGAUGAAGAUUCUUUUGAGCACCUUCUGUCGAGAUCAAUUGUGCCUCAAGUGAACGAAAGCAUUGAGAGAGCCUUGAACGGGCUUGAUGAGGAUAGAAACAGAUCAACGAUCAGCAUGACUCGAGGCGGAAGAGCAAGGAAAUCGCGAAAGCUCACCGCUGAUACUUCGGGUGCUAUGAAGUUCCCAGACUGGGCUGCAGCUCAGGAUGCUGGUCAAGGCCACCUGAAUCUCUGCCCCGGUGAGACAAAAUUGUCCAAUAAAUGGACUCUAAGUGCGAAUAAGGACAGAACAUGGUACUGGCCAUUAUACCAAGUGACAACCUAUUGUGCAGACAUUUGGGAUACUCGGUAUGGCUAUAUUAUCACCCAAGAUGAACUUGUGGCUCUGAGAUUGUCGAGAUUGCCCAUUGGGUCUGGUAUAGCCCUGAAUCGGUCACCACGUCAGCAUAGCAUCUCCAGUGGUGGAGGUAGCCAGCGGUCAGUUGAGAUGGAAAUGGAGACUCAAUCAAGCGUGUCAUGCGACUCCGGUGAUAUUUCAGCUAUGUCCGUAAGUGAUGGGGAAGAUCGGCCGGACUGCCAGUUUACCCAACAGUCUCAAGAGCUACGAAGCAGUCCACCUGUUCACCAAACCACCAGCUCGUCAUUUAGGGAUGAUGGAAGAGGGAAUGAGUAUGUCUUGGAAACAUGUUCGGUUCCCUGGAGCGCGCACGGGUAUGGAAGGCUAACCGUGAAACUUGCUCUAUGGUGGCUACAUAUGAUGGCAGCUGCACCACACUGCGACAUUUCCAUUGCUGAUGGAAGAUACCCUGGUCUCGAUACUUGGGUAGAUGAAGGCGAUAGCUAUCGCCAUUCAACGACUGGGAAGAGGAGCAAAAGCCUCCCGCCUAAAGCUAAAGUCACAGAGGCACCAAGGAGUUCUCCGGUCGCUUCUGAAUGCCAGGGUGGGAUUGAUAUCUCCUUUUCCGGCAGCAGCGUAUUAAGCUCGGUUCCGGACAUGCUCCAGACUCCUCCAGGAUUGAGACAUAUAAAUUUCUAG
Aspergillus bombycis is the source of this 1275-nucleotide messenger RNA. RefSeq lists its product as uncharacterized. The transcript has a single exon. The coding region runs from base 1 to 1275 and encodes 424 amino acids. The record is from RefSeq and is a predicted model, not a curated record. Lineage: Eukaryota; Fungi; Ascomycota; Eurotiomycetes; Eurotiales; Aspergillaceae.